Messenger RNA from Podarcis lilfordi (Lilford's wall lizard), 205 nucleotides. The record is from the annotation of a GenBank genome assembly. Lineage: Eukaryota; Metazoa; Chordata; Lepidosauria; Squamata; Lacertidae.
GGGGGCUCCGAAACAUCAUCGGAGGAAGAGACGCAGGGGCAACAGGAAGUGGCAGCGGCUGCAGAACAGCACCAGUCUCCAAUGAUGGGCAAGGGAGAAAGAAGUCUAAGUAAGAAGAAGCAUUCGGCCAAGAAGAGCAAAAGAAGUAAGCCUUCUAAUGCCGAGGACGAUUCAGAAAAGCUUCCUGCUGCCCACCACCUGCUGG